Molecule: messenger RNA, 1239 nt
Organism: Fulvia fulva
Lineage: Eukaryota; Fungi; Ascomycota; Dothideomycetes; Mycosphaerellales; Mycosphaerellaceae
Product: Putative exopolyphosphatase
Exons: 1
Coding region: 1-1239 (412 amino acids)
Cellular component (GO): cytoplasm
Molecular function (GO): exopolyphosphatase activity
Source: RefSeq, a predicted model, not a curated record
AUGUCUAGGCUCUCAAUACGAGCAUACCUAUCAGCUGCGCGGCGGCACUUACAGAAAUGCUUGAUAGAGAAAAGCCACACCUCUUUCGUCAUCGGUAAUGAAUCUGCCGACCUGGACUCCAUCACAUGUGCUUUGAUAUAUGGCUACCUUCUAUCAGAAAGACCCGAAGUGAAGCGUUCUGGAAGUCUGGUAAUCCCAGUCACCAACAUACCAGCAGCCGACCUCCAGCUUCGUCCAGAACUUACAGCACUCCUCAAACAUGCCGACAUCAAGCCUUCCGAACUCAUCACAUUGGACGAUAUUGGGACAGAUUCAUUGUCAGCAGACAAGACUAGCUGGACGUUGGUAGACCACAACUCACUACAAGGCAAGCUGGGCGAGUUGUAUCGAAGUCGUGUCAUUGGCGUUGUCGAUCAUCAUGAUGAUGAGCAUACUGUGUCCGAAGAUGCCCAGCCACGGAUCAUCACCAAGACUGGUAGUUGUCAGAGUCUGGUGAUCAACCAUUUGCGAGACACAUGGCAGAAGAUUUCGGAUUCAGCAAUGACAGUUGGUGCCGCACAUCCGCAAAAUAACGAAACUUUGGUUGAUGACCAUGCUUAUACUUCGACAUGGGAUGCACAAGCUGCGAAGAUUGCUCUGGGAGCUAUCUUGAUCGACACAGUCGAUCUGAAAGCAGAGCACAAAGUCACUGAGCAUGACAAGAAAGCUUUCAGAUUCCUGGAGGCGAAGAUCAACAUUUCGAGAAAGUACGGCAAGGACUACGACAGAGACAGGUUCUUCACGGAGAUUGAUGAUGCCAAAUCGAAUCUGGAUGGCCUUUCACUAGAGGACAUCCUUCGGAAAGACUACAAGCAAUGGACAGAAGGCGAUCUCACACUUGGUAUCAGCAGCUGUGUACAGCCUAUUUCGUACCUCACUGAGAAGGGAAAGGAGUUUCAAGGCUCGCUGAAAGCAUUUGCCAAAAGCAAGUCUCUCGAUCUCUUCGUUAUCAUGCCUGCAUUCAAGGAGGGGGGCAACUUUCAGCGUGAGAUCUUACUCAUGACGCUGAGCGAGAAGGGUAAUGCAGCCGCUGAGCGUUUCGCCAAGAGUGGUCAGGAAGAGCUAGAGCUGGAGGAUAAGGAGUCUUCGGCUUUGGGCAAGGACGAUGAGAUCAAGUCUCGGUACUUUUGGAACCAGAAGAACCUUGAUGCGAGCAGGAAAAGGGUCGGACCUUUGCUGCGGGAGGCGAUGAAGGGCUGA